Molecule: messenger RNA, 815 nt
Organism: Aplosporella prunicola CBS 121167
Lineage: Eukaryota; Fungi; Ascomycota; Dothideomycetes; Botryosphaeriales; Aplosporellaceae
Exons: 1
Coding region: 167-646 (159 amino acids)
Source: RefSeq, a predicted model, not a curated record
GUACCCGCCCCUAACGACUUGGAACGUCAAACCAGACAACGUCCCUGGAAACAGGGUUGUCUGUGGACCACAAGUAUCAAGCACAGCCUACAGGUCAUCUGGGUUGAUGGUCGUUUUAAUCAGAGAACUCCCUGCACUUCCGCUCAGCCGCUGUUAGUAAUGACGGAUGGGCCGUAGAAGAUCAUCUCUCCUAAAAUUCUCUUCGCCGAAGAGCUCUCUUUUGCUGUAUAUUGAUCUCAGGUCAGCACUAUAUCUCACUGUGGCUGCUUGUCUGACGCCUACACGUCUGGUCAAUGCUACAAGGCUGACUGGAGCCUCCAAGCCCGGCUCCCCGCGGCUGAGAUUCGUCGAGGCUUGUGCGGGGCUUGUUCUCUGCAAUUUAGGGAUACGCCCAUGUUCUGGUCGAGUGACGCAAGUCGAACGGCUCUGCGCGAAAGGCUGGACUAUCACUUGCCAAGCUCAGCGGCGGGAGCGGGAUGGCAGCAUGCGAGUCUUGGUAGGGUCAAGGAAGCGAAGGAUCGGGGAUCUCGACAUCGCGCAGGACCCUGAAUCGAGUUCCUGGUCCUCCGCUUCUCGCAAUUGGGUGUCAUGUAUGGACGUCCACAAGUCUGGAUCGGCGAAUGGUUGUUCCGAGGUCCGUGGUUGAUCGCCUCCGCAGAGGGAACAGCUCGGACGCUCCGGGACCCUACCGACUGCCGAUUUUCACUGAUCGACAAUGCCGUUCACAAACGUCUCUCAGAGAAUCCAGAACCACCCAAAUGCAUGCCAGAAUUUUCUGCAUCGACGACAGAGCUUCUCCUGGCUUCUCCGACACA